Molecule: messenger RNA, 2636 nt
Organism: Epinephelus lanceolatus (giant grouper)
Lineage: Eukaryota; Metazoa; Chordata; Actinopteri; Perciformes; Serranidae
Gene: arl8
Product: ADP-ribosylation factor-like 8
Molecular function (GO): GTP binding; GTPase activity
Source: RefSeq, a predicted model, not a curated record
UUUUUUCGGUAAACCACUUGCCAGCAGCAGCCAACGGGCAGAAGACGCCGUACAAGCAGCAGAGUCAAGACAGUGCUGCGCUUACCACCCUGUGUUUAUGCGAUUUACUUUAACGUUAACCUCUGCCGCUCUGUAACAAGUCGUCACAUCUAUGUUACCUGACACUAUUUUAUCACCGUGUUAGUUACAGCCGGAGCGCAUGGAGUCCGCGUUCAAAAGGUCGGUGAGGUGUUUAGCGGACAAGAGAUCAUCCAGCUAAUGUUAGCUAGCCGCGGAUUGUACGGUGUGGACCUGAGAGUGGAGAAGCUCGCUGCUGCUGCCCACUCUACUGACGGACAGACGGACGGACACUAACCUAAACAAUGGGCCUCAUAUUCGCCAAACUGUGGAGCUUCUUCUGCAAUCAAGAGCACAAAGUGAUAAUCGUCGGACUAGAUAAUGCAGGGAAAACCACCAUCCUCUACCAGUUUCUGAUGAAUGAGGUUGUCCACACGUCACCCACCAUCGGCAGCAAAGUGGAGGAAAUAGUGGUGAAGAACACUCACUUUCUGAUGUGGGAUAUAGGAGGGCAGGAGUCUCUCAGGUCCUCCUGGAACACCUACUACUCCAAUACAGAGUUCAUCAUCCUGGUGGUGGACAGCACAGACAGAGAGAGGCUGGCCAUCUCUAAAGAGGAGCUCUACAGGAUGUUGGCUCAUGAGGACCUGCGGAAAGCAGCUGUGUUGAUAUUUGCCAAUAAGCAGGAUAUGAAGGACUGUAUGUCUGCAGCGGAGAUCUCCAAAUACCUCACCCUGAGCUCCAUUAAAGACCACCCCUGGCACAUACAGUCCUGCUGUGCACUUACAGGAGAGGGUUUAUGUCAAGGCCUUGAGUGGAUGACCUCCAGAGCUGGACUCAGAUAGCCCGUCCCUCAGCCGUCGAUGGCCUGACUACCUGCACCACCUACCUGGUGGCAACAACAGCUUGUCCUUACUGGCUUAUUGUUACUUUUUAUUUUUUUAAUGACAAACUUGGACUUUGACCUCUGGAGAUGGCACAGGAAGGAGGAGCACCUUCCACAGCUUAACUGUUACAGUGGAAACUGGUAUUCUCCCAGUCAGUAGAAACGUGGCCAGGAGUGAUAAACUGACCUGGUUAUCUGGAACAGGAAGUCACUUUUAAAGUAAAGGAGAAGAGGAUCAUUUCAGUAAGUUACGAGUAUGUUCAAGUGUAAAGCAGGGCUGCACUGGACAUAAUUUACACUACAUAUCAUGUUACACCACACCAUAUCAUAUCAAGAGUAUGCCAUAAACAUCACAGCGGUGCAGCUCUAUUAUUUUUUAUUUUCUUUUUGCCUCUUUGUAAGUUUGUUCAUGUUCAGGAAAAUAAUGGCAGGACAAACAAAGGGAUUACAAGCAGUAUUGUAAAACCAGUUCUGAUGGGGAAAGGUGGCACCAGGGAGUUUCUCAGAAUAAUGUUCUCAUGUUUUAUUUCCGUUAUUGUUUUCAGCACAGCCAAUAAUAUCUGUUACACAUGAUUUCAGUUUCAUAAGCUACACUGUUGGUGGUUAUUUUCACAUUAGAACUUAUUGGUACCGUUAAUGAAAUGUGGUCAAACGUAUAUCUCCCUUCAUUAUAAACUUUGAGCCUGUACUUGUGUCGGCAUGCAAAUAUUUUCUUCAAUCUACACAUUACUUAAGCCGUUUAUUUAAUUUUGCAAAGCAUUAAAUGGCUGAAACAAGUGCAAGUACGUUUAAUUUUAAUAACAGUAUUUUUGAUUUAAACACUACGAUUUGUUAAUGAUGCAUUAUGAUCUUUAUUUAAUUUUAUUCAUUUUAUUUGUGCUUUUAUAGGGAGUGCAGGUGUGCUUGUGGCUUGUUAGCAUCUAGACCUGUUUUGUAUUAACAAAUGAUCAUUGGUGCUCUGCAGGUGUGUGACUGAUCCACUGCAUCCUCAUGUAAACAUUUAAUUUUCUGCAGCCAUUUUGGCGCAUAUUCCACUUUAAACAUUUUGUACUUUAUAAUGAAAGGGAUCACAAUGAGCCACCAUCAAAAGGUGCCACACAGUCAUGGAGAAGUUGUUACUUAUCAACCAUCCUGGACUUUAAGGUUCAGUAGCAGAAAGAUGAUCUUAAUAUUCUGGCCAUCUCAUCAUACAGUUACAAUACUUGAUCCUCAGCCUUAAUCAUGCUGUUGUGUGUUUGAAGGACCAUUUGUGUAUGAAUCUGACAGUCUACCCAUGAUUUUUUUUUUUUACCUGUUUCCCUCUUUCACCUGGUAUAAGAAUCCUUGAACAGAUCUAUGCACGUGUCACUUUGAAACCAUGUCUACCUUUUGCAAGGUCCACAGUGGCCAAAAAGGAGGAGGUGCAUGAGUUUCAUUGAGUCUGAAUUCAAACAGUGAUGAAGUACUGGUGUCCAUCUUGGUCAGGGGGUGCCUCUGGGUCUCUAGAGUCUGUUGUGGGACAAGGUAUUUUUACACUAAGAGGAAAAAGGGUGAACUGUGCAGCCCCCAGACUCCUUGCAGCAUUAAGGUUUACAGCUUUUGCCUUGAUCUCAAAGCAAGAGAACUGAUCUUAUACUGUUGGUGUGGUGAUGUCCGGUCUGGGUCAUGUACUGUAUCAGUUUUAUUUUCAAUAAAAGUUUGUUUUGAACUUUGA